AUGUACAUUCCAUCUGAACAACUGCAAACCCUUGACCUUCUCUCACUGAGCUUCAUGAUGAAGUCUCUGCUCCUCAGCGUCAAGGAAAGCCACAGCAGAGAUGCUGAGUCUCCAGUGUCUCUCUCGGUCAGUCCUGACAGAGCACAGCACUUCACUGAUGAUGUCAUCACUCUGAGUUGUGGGUUCAGGCAGCACGACAGCACAGUCUGGAGGAGGUUUUCUGAUCACAGAUUAUCACAACAGUGUAACUGGACUAAAUCUAAAUGUGAGUUUAGUUUCCGUGAGGAAACCAGUGCAGUGUUUUGGUGUGAGUCUGGAUCAGGAGAAAUGAGCAAUGCCGUCAACAUCUCAGUCCACAGGGACAUCAUCCUUAUGAGCCCAGUGAGUGCAGUGACUGUGUCUCUCAGCUGUAAACUGAACACAGGGACUUUUACUUCAGUUCAAUUUUAUAAAAAUGGAAAAAUGAUUCAAAAUGGGACUGAACCAGAGCUCAACAUCACUGCAGUGUCCAGGUCUGACCAAGGCUUUUAUAAAUGUGAGGGACAACGGAAACUACGGUCAACACCAAAGACUGUCGUAUCUCCAGAGAGUUGGAUGUCGGUUAAAAGUCAGUGA
Molecule: messenger RNA, 615 nt
Organism: Periophthalmus magnuspinnatus
Lineage: Eukaryota; Metazoa; Chordata; Actinopteri; Gobiiformes; Gobiidae
Exons: 4
Coding region: 1-615 (204 amino acids)
Biological process (GO): cell surface receptor signaling pathway
Molecular function (GO): transmembrane signaling receptor activity
Source: RefSeq, a predicted model, not a curated record